AUGUACCCGCCUCCGCCGCACUCUUCGGCCGGCCGGGGUCCGGGGCCUGUCGACCCCAGCGGCGGCUCCCAGGGGUUUCUCCGACCCUCCCCGUCCGCGCUGCCGCACCGCCCGACUUCCUCCUCCUCGUCUUCGUUUCCUGCGGGCGACGGCCCGCCGCAGGCGCCGCGCGGCUCGCCUCCUCCAUCUUUUUCCUGCUUUUCUUCGCGGGCACAUUUCGUCUCCUCCUAUGCUUCCGCGGGCUCCUCUAGCGCGUCCCCGGGGCGCCCGCCGAUGCCCUUUGGGGGCCCUCACCCCGGGGGCCCGGAGCUCCACGUCUCUGCUGGGGCGGCCUCUGCGUCCUUCGCGUCUGUCCAAGGCGCACUCACGUCGUUCAGCGCGCCGUCUGCUUCUCACAUGUCUCACCUCAGCCCAUCCUCUGGGUAUUCGCAUGGGCCAACGGGCCUCGGGCGGGGCCUGGGGGACGACCGGCGCCAGGCCGGCGCGGCUUUCGGGGUGCAGACCCGCGCCUUCCACGGCGGCGGGCUCAUGAAGAAAGACGAGGCUGUCUCCUUCGGGUUCGCGGCGAAGCCCAGGGGCAGUGAGGGGUACUUGGAGUCCCACGAGGUGGGGGAGCGGGCCUUCGGGCCCGAGGCCAGUGACCUCGCCUCGUCGUCUCAUCCCUCGGGCUUCGGGGCGUACGGGGCCGCUCGCAGCCACACCCCACACGCGCCGCCGUAUCCACCCAGCGCGGCGCCGCAGUUUUCUUUCCCCUCGAGCUCCGGGGCGCCAGAGGACGCGCGCCAGGCGAUGCUUUCGUCGCAGCAUAUCCACGCACGCAGUUGGGGUGCCGACGAGGACGCCGCCAGACGCGAGGCGAGCGCCCACGCAGCCGCGUCGCGUGCGCAGCGGCUGCCUAACGAUGGAUUCGCCGUCCCGAGGCACCUGGGCACUCAGGCAGACCACGCCUCGGGGACACGCGCGACUGGCGACGAGGGGCCCGCGCCGCCUGGUCCAGACGCCCCACUGGCGCCGUUCCUCCAGGCGCCGCCCCACGGGCUGGGGACCGAGCGGCCGCUGGGCGCGGCGGCAGAGGCCGCGGCGGCAGAGGCCGCGGCUGCGUCCCUGCUGACCCGGGGGCCUGCGGAGGCGGGCCUAGGCGGCGAGAAAGAGGAGAAGAGAGAGCGCGAGAGAGAAGGACCGUUCUACGACGCUUCCCGCGACCCGCGCGUCCUGUGUAGGACCCAGGGGAGGCGGCGGCCGCGCGAGGAAGACAGCCAGGCGGCGGGCUCGCUCUUCGAUGCCUCCUUUUCGUCCCUUUCGUUCGCGUCCUCGGCGGUCGGCGACGCGUUCAGUCCGCACGUGAGGGAAGGGACGGAGGAGAAGGGGCGCGCGACAUCAGAGACACACGGUCAGGGCGAGGGCGGCGUCACUACGAAGAGACAAAGCGCGGGGCCCAGGAAAACCUGGAGGCCCGCAGAACUCGUCGCCAUUCACGUGGAGCCUACCGAGCGGUCGGACGUCGGGCUGCUCUCGCCGUGUCUCCCCGACAUCGAUAGUCUUUGCGACCCCUACGCGUUGAGUAGCCCGUUUUCGCUUGGGGGGACGACGACGCCUUCCUGCUGCGGAGGCGAAGACGCACGCGCUUCGAGGACGGAGAAAGUUUCAGGAAGUGAAUCGCGGACGUCGCCAGGAGAAGCGAGUGGGGGGACACAAGAGGCGAAGGCGCCUCUCAAGAGAGAGAGUGAGGCUCCGCCCCAAGGGCCUCCUCCUGCGUCCGCCUCUUUGUCGUCCUGUUCGACUUCGUCCUCAUCUCGCGCCGCUGAAGCUGCAGCUUUGGCCAAGCAGCGCGCGCCGAUCGUCUCCGCCUCGUCCGGGGACCCUCUGCAGGUCGUGUGGCGGCUUCCUCUCGAGCUGCUGAAUCCGUUUCUCCUCGUCCCCCGAAUCGUUUGCGAAGAAGAAGGGUGGAUUCCGGGGACAACCACGCUCGCGUUCUACGGUUUGCCGCCGGAUUCAUCCGCCUCCACGGUUUGCGAGUUGCUUCUCGACUUGUUUUUUUCUGCGGCGGGAGUCUGCGCGGGCUCCUCGAUUCUCGCGUCUGCCGCUGUGGCCGCUGCGUCGCCGUCGUCGUUCUCCGGCGCGCUCCUGGAGGACCCUGGGGCCGACGACUUGGGCUUCUUGUCUCUCUACGACCCCCUGCUGCCGCCUCCGUCGGGCGCGCUGGGCUCUGCAGGGCUGACGCGCGCAGCGGGGCUCGCUCACCCGGGCGCACAGGACCACACCGAAGAUUUUUUCCUCUGGCAGCUGCCGUCCUCGACUGGGUCCGCCGCACGCAAGAAGAGUCUUUCGGCGCUUCUGGGGUCUGCGGCUCGCAGCGCCGCACCCACGGCGGAGGAAGAUUUGUUCGCAUGGCCAAGAAAGGCGACAGAGAAACCGCUGAACACGUAUGCAGAGGCCGUCGGCUUGGAGCGCGUGGAGCUGAUUGCCGCCCGUGCCGCGGACGGGCGAGGCGACAGGCUGCCGCUUCUUGAGGACUUUGUUUCACCUGUCCUCUCCUCGUCGCUCUCGACGUAUGGCGCGCCGCCAGCCUCCGCCCCCGCCGCCUUCCCCCGGCGCUCGGCGCUGCUCGCGCAGGCGCUGCAGCCCCCGAAAGGCGCGCGUGACGACGGCAAGGGCGGCGCCAAGCUCGCGGCGACGGCGCCGGGCUCCGCGUCCCUCGGGUCGCUCCUGGGGGGCAGGCCCGCGGCCGCGCCUCGGGGCCGUGGCGGCGCGGUCGCGGGAAGGGACAUCCUUGCCAGUUUGAAGCGCGCGGCGAGCGGACAGGACGUGGCAGCCUCGGCCUUCGAUUUUCUCCACGAAGGCUCGGGCACGGUGGCGGGCGCAGGCAGGGGCAGACGGGCGGAGACCCCAGCGAUGGCGCUCGUAAGGUUCGCAAACGAAGAGGACGCGAAGCGCUUUUGGCUGGUCUUCUCCACUGGGGCCUGCCAGGCUUACGGCUACACUGUGUUGGCGUCGCCGGAUCCUUCGGGCUUCGGAGUCUACGCGGAGGCCCUCGCGGCGACACUCUCGCUGCAGGAGCUGAGAGUGCAGGCGGAGACGCUGGGGCCCUUUCCUUUGCAGUCGAAACUCUCGCACGCGCCCAACUUGUCUGCGCUUGCUGCGGCCUCCAGAGCUGCGCACCGUCCGCUGUCUCCUGGGCAUCCGCGGCCGCCGUCGCCUGGCGCCGCGGCCGCGGGGUCUGCGCCGACGGCGUCGUCCUGUUCAGUCGCGCCGGGGCCCGCGGGCCCGGCGACACUCAUCGCGGCCGUCUGUCCCCUCGUGUCUCCUGAAUCGGUUGCGCUGGCGAAGGAAGCCGCGGCGGCGCUGCGGGCGACAUGCCAGUGGGACGGAAAGCGGCAGGUGUGUGAGUUUUUCUUUGCCAACGAAGAGACGCUUCUUCUCGCUUGCCUCGCGCAGCAUACGUUCCCUCUUCCAAGCACUCCAGGGCACACAGUCACGGCGAUGCUGCUCGCCGUCCCCGUUCAAACGGAGGUGCCCCUUUCGCCUUCGCCACCGACUGUCCCCAGCGCCCUCGAGAAGACCCGGCGCGACCAGGCCCGCACCCAAGUGGAGCUCCGCCUCCUCCCCCUGGUCGUCGCCGACCUGUGCGCCCACAAGAAAAGGGACACCCCUUCGCUUCCCUCUCCGCUGUCGCGAGCCGGCUCACAGGCUUCGCACGCUCCAGCGAGGGUACCGGGCAAGGUGGGCGCCGCACAGGGAGCUUCGGGGCCUUCUGCUGCCAAGGCGCCGUCGCUGCUGCUCGCCACGAAGGACGCCGACGCGACCCCUGGCGGAGACACUGCGGAUCGCUCUCUUCAGUCUGCAGCCGAGCGGGCAUCUGGUGCAAACAAGCCUGGAUCGUCUCUCGCUGCUGCUGCCAAGCGCGCCGCUUCGGCGGCGGGCUCCGGAGACGCAGAGAGGCCGGAGGACCGACCCAGUGGGAAGACAGGAGGAGCCGAGCCAAGGGGCGUAGGCACAAAGCAGACUGCUGCGCUCCCUUCCGCAGGCGCUCGCGGACAGAAACCUCCAGUCGUCGUCGCUCAGCGCUCAAACGUCUGCGCUGCCAAAAAGCGACCCGGGCCAGGGAGCGGCCCCGGCGCAGGUGUCUCCUCUUGCCCCACCGGGGCUGCGGGCGCGGAGAUUGGAGCCCAAGGCGCCGGCGCCGCUGGCGGUGGGAAGGGCCCGAGUGGCGGUGUGGACGGCUCGGGGCCGAAGGCAGCUCCGCAAUCGUCUGCGUCGCCCGUCCCGCCUCCAGCUUCCGCGUCUGUCUCGUCUGUCUCCUCCCGCACAUCCGGCGCGGGUGGGAGGGCCGCCGCGGCGAAGUCCGCGAUUAGUCGGGGCUGCGGAUCUUUCGCAGGAACUCCUCAGGCUCCGGAAGGAGCAGCGCAGUCGCGGAAUGCGUCGUCUUCAGCGUCUUCUCUUGUCGGGAGAGGCACCGGCUCGAAAGAGGGUGACAGUGCGUCGCGUGGGGCCGAAAAACCGCCGGGGGCAGGCGGGGCGGGGACGCGGGAGACAUCGCCGGGCGAGAGAGAGCGCGAGGACGGCGUUCGCGGACGGUCUGAGGCGUCGGGCGCUUCAUCCGGCAAGCUGCCGCGGCCGCGAGACGGAAAGCUGCUGGACGAGAGCGAUCGGUGGGGCCCAGAGGGCGCCCAGCGCGGCGGGCGACUGCUGAAGCGAGGCGGGAAAAAGCCGCGGAGACGGGGUCUGUCCUCGGAUAGCGAGAGUAGCGAAAGUAGCGAAAGCAGCGACAGCUCGAACUCCAGCGAAUCUUCGAGCUCCGACGGCAACGCAUCCUCUUCGUCUAGCGAAGAUGACACGCGGAAACCCAGAGCGCCCGCACCACGGCUCAAGGUGACGCUCGCCGCCCGCCCCGCGGCGGCCGCCGCCGGCUCGGCCGAAGGCGCAGGCGAGAAGAAGGCGGAAGGUUCGCCGCCGGUUCCGAAGCGUCGGCGCCUCAUCGCGCCACGCGACGGCAGAGAGGACGCGGCGUCCACGAAAGAGACAGAGGGAGGAGGUGAGAAGGCAAAAACGGGGGACCCUGAAGGCAAGGAUCGAGAUGAACGAGCAUGCGCUUCGCAGCAGCACGCGGCGACGGCGCUCGGCGGCGAGCAGAGAGCCCGGAGGCCUACUGGGGAAGCUGCGCCGUGGCGCUCCGCGCUCGCCUCGCCAGACGAGCCCCAGGCUGAGCCGGGAGACGCGGCGGCAGCCCCCUCCCUACUUUGGGGCGAGGACGACGAGAGUCUGAACGAGGGAGACAGAAAGAUGGAUGCGAAGGGAGGUGAAGGACACGACGACGAAGAGGACGGAGACCAGACCGGCGGGGGUGGCCGCAGGAAGCGUGGAGGCGCCGGCGGGCGAGCAAGGAAGCGAGGACGGGGGCGACGUGAGGACUCCGCCAACACCGGUCCGCCACACGCUCAACAGAAGGCGGAGGCAAAACGCAGGCCAGGUCGAGGGCGACGCUCGACGCCCUACGGCGCGCCAGCGGCGGCCGACGACGAGAGCUUGUUUCUCCCGAGUUGCGAAGACGGAUGCGUUUCGCUGACAGAGACGCCGCAUCUCCCAGAAAAUGCGCGGCUCUGCUUCUCUCCCUCGCGCCCGUCGAGCGCCGGCGCUUCGUCGUCAUCCGCCGCUGCUGCCGCGCUUGCUUCUGCGGCGCCCGCCGCGGGCACGGUCGUGGCAAGAGAGAGACAGUGGAAGGCGACGCCUCCAACCUCUCCGCACGCCACGCGGGGCCGAGCAAUGAAACGCAGACGAAGCAGAGACGGCAGCUUCCCGCCGCCGCGGCGCUCUAUCAGGCUCCUCAAGGGCGAGCAGGGCGGCGGGUCGUCGCCGUCGGCGAUUCUCCUCCCUGAGAGCCUCACAGCCUCGAUUCCCGUCGUUCUGGCGUCGCCGACGUCUGCGUCCUCGCCCACGUCUGUCGCCAGCCGGGCCCUCGGCGCCGAGGGCGGCGGGGACGGGACGACCGCGGUCGGAGUCGAGCGACCGCCGGCCCCGGCGCCCGGAGACUCUGCGGACGCAGAGGGCGCCUCAGAGUCGCUGUUCGCUCGAGGCGAAGGAGAGGAAGAGGCAGCCUCGGGGGACGCCUCUUUGCGAGGCGACCGCGGAGGCGUGGACUCGACGGAGGGCAACGCGGACAGCGCAAGCAGCCUCGGCAGACUCACGCCAAAAUGCGACGAUGACAGCGAAGGGGGGACGACGAGAGGAAAAGAGCGCGGGCGACGAGGGAGGCUCUGA
Besnoitia besnoiti is the source of this 6255-nucleotide messenger RNA. RefSeq lists its product as uncharacterized. The record is from RefSeq and is a predicted model, not a curated record. The transcript is spliced from 5 exons. NCBI's taxonomy places the organism in Eukaryota, Apicomplexa, Conoidasida, Eucoccidiorida, Sarcocystidae. Bases 1 to 6255 code for a protein of 2084 amino acids.